Messenger RNA from Ipomoea triloba (trilobed morning glory), 2323 nucleotides. Its product is annotated as dynein regulatory complex subunit 6-like. The transcript has 17 exons. Gene Ontology annotation, biological process: SCF-dependent proteasomal ubiquitin-dependent protein catabolic process. Gene Ontology annotation, cellular component: SCF ubiquitin ligase complex. Lineage: Eukaryota; Viridiplantae; Streptophyta; Magnoliopsida; Solanales; Convolvulaceae. Gene Ontology annotation, molecular function: protein binding. The coding region runs from base 290 to 2026 and encodes 578 amino acids. The record is from RefSeq and is a predicted model, not a curated record.
UUUUAAAAAUAACUUCAUAUUUCUGGAAAUUAUAUUAUUCAUCGUAUACUCCUACUCUCAGUCGUAGUGUAUAUUGUUGAUGGUUGGUGAAACUGCCAUUCUAUUUUUAUGCGACUCUGGAAAAAUAUAUGCUCUGAGAUAUGUAGAGUGAAUUUGUGCCAUACGGAGUAAUAUUCUCAUUUGAUUCAUUUAUGAAAUGUUUUCUUGGUUUUAGUGAUGCAAAAGAGAAGGCUCUUCAACGAUCAUGUAGUUUGGGAUUAGAUUCUGUGUGCUGUGAAUUGGUUAUAAGAUGGGAGGAGCUUGUUCUAGGAAGCGAGACCAAUGGGUGGAUGAUGACAGCAUUCCUAGAGGAGCUUCUGGAAGAUAUUGCAAGACUGGUAGCUCAAAAUGGCUUGGAAAAUCACUUUCUCGAGCAUCUUCAGAUGCUAAACAAGGAACAGGAAAAUGCCCGUCUCUCAUGGAGUUGUGCAUCUGUAGAAUUUGUGAAGACAUUUACAAAUACAAAACAUUCUCCAUGCUACCAAGGGACAUAACUCAACAAAUCUUUGAUGAAUUGGUUUAUUCACAAUGUUUAACUAAAGUCAUCCUUGAAGCAUUUCAAGAUUGUGAUCUUCAGGAUCUUAAUUUGGGAGAAUACCCUGGCCUUAGUGAUAGUUGGAUGGAUGUCAUAUCUUCACAGGGUUCAUCUCUACUUUCCGUGGAUCUUUCUGGUUCAGAUAUCACUGAUUUUGGAGUAAUUCUUCUCAAAGACUGCAAAAAUCUGCAAGCACUAAAUUUUAAUUAUUGCAACCAAUUCACAGACCAUGGACUGGAACAAAUUAGUGGUCUGUCAAACUUGAUAAGUCUAAGUUUUAGAAGAAACAACACAAUUACAGCCCAGGGAAUGAGUGCUCUAUCUGGCUUAAACAAUUUGGUAAAAUUGGAUCUGGAGAGAUGCCCUAAGAUCCAUGGUGGCCUUGUGCACCUUAAAGGUCUAACCAAGCUCCAGUCUCUUAACCUCAAUUGUUGCAGUUGCAUAACUGAUGCUGAUAUGAAGCCACUUGCAGGUCUUAUAAACUUAAAAGACUUGCAAAUUUCAUCCAGCAAGGUUACAGAUUGCGGUGUUUCUUAUCUAAAAGCUCUGCACAAGCUUACUCUGUUGAACAUGGAGGGAUGCCCAGUUACUGCAUCAUGCUUGGAGUCUCUUUCAGCCCUUGGUUCCCUUUUAUAUUUGAAUCUGAGCAGAUGUUAUCUGACAGAUGAUGGAUGUAACAAGUUCUCAACCCUGCAGACUUUGAAAGUAUUGAACUUGGGAUUUAAUGAGAUUUCAGAUGGCAUUCUUGUACACCUUAAAGGUUUAACAAGUUUGGAGACCUUAAACUUGGAUUCAUGUGAGAUUGGAGACAAAGGACUGGUCUACUUGGCUGGCCUUAAACGUCUAAAGUGUUUGGAAUUGUCUGACACUGAAGUCGGAAGCAGUGGACUCCAUCAUCUUUCAGGGUUACAUAAUUUGGAGAGUUUGAAUCUGUCAUUCACUGUCAUCUCGGAUUCUGGCUUGAGGAAGUUAAGUGGGUUGUCAUCGCUGAGAUCACUUAAUUUGGAUGCUGGGAAAGUUACGGAUGCUGGGCUUGCGGCUCUCACAAGUUUGACAGGAUUGACACAUUUGGAUCUCUUUGGAGCUCGAAUUACUGAUUCAGGAACAAACUACUUAAGAUAUUUCAAGAACCUGAGGUCCCUGGAAAUUUGUGGUGGAGGCUUGACUGAUACUGGUGUGAAGAACAUCAAAGAUCUUACAUCCCUCACUUUGCUAAAUCUUUCACAAAACUCUCAUCUGACCGAUAAAAGCUUGAUAACAAUUUCUGGGUUGACAUCACUGGUGUCUUUGAAUGUAUCAAAUUCUCGCAUAACAAGUGCUGGUUUGCAACAUCUGAAGCCACUCAAGAAAUUGAAAUCCUUGACACUUGAGUCUUGCCUGGUAACAGCAGAUGAUAUCAAGAAACUUCAGUCAACCGACCUCCCCAAUCUUGUGAAUUACAGGCCCGAAUGAUUCUCGAGGGAAAACCUUUUGUGCAUAGAUCAGCAUUCAGCAAUGAACUAUUCCACUAGUUGAAUUGUAAAUACACCAUUGAUUCUUUUGGACAAAUCAGAUGUCACUCUGUCUUCUUCAUGCCAGAUGUGAAGCUUUCUUUCAUAUGAGAACAACUAUAUGAAGAGGAAUGUAAAUAAACUUCCUUGGUAUGUUUCCUAACUUUGGUUUAGGUUUGCCUAUUUCAAUUGUAUCUAUUUCCAGUCGGGGGACACAAAUAGAUUUAUCAUCAUAUUAAUAAACGACUGAUUAGUGUCA